Mollisia scopiformis is the source of this 1486-nucleotide messenger RNA. RefSeq names its product dehydrogenase E1 component. The coding region runs from base 90 to 1442 and encodes 450 amino acids. Lineage: Eukaryota; Fungi; Ascomycota; Leotiomycetes; Helotiales; Mollisiaceae. Gene Ontology annotation, biological process: branched-chain amino acid catabolic process. The record is from RefSeq and is a predicted model, not a curated record. Gene Ontology annotation, molecular function: oxidoreductase activity, acting on the aldehyde or oxo group of donors, disulfide as acceptor. The transcript is spliced from 3 exons.
UGCUAAACAAUCUCAUGCACUGCCAUUGACAUGCGCCGAAGUCAGGAACAUUCAAAUUUACUCUUGAGUAAUAACCUCUUUUCGUAAUCAUGAAGAUUUCUUUGCAGCGUCUGCAACGUUGCCCUCACUUUCCCACAGCAAAGCAUCCCUUCAUUCGACCUCUAAGCUUACAACGAUGGAACUCUUCACUCUCCCAGAAGCCCGGAGCAGCAGGUGUUCGUUUCCCAGGAGCAGUAGAUAGUAAAUUCACAUCCGCUCUCCAAUUCGAGCACCCCUCCACCUACCCCGCCAUACCCACCUACCGGGCCAUGUCCCCCGACGGCGACAUAAUAGAUCCCUCCUUCACACCUGCCCCCGACUCCCUCGCUCUCCAGAUGUACGAGAACAUGCUUUCCGUUUCAAUUAUGGACGUUAUAAUGUUCGAUGCCCAACGACAGGGUCGAUUAAGUUUCUACAUGACGGGACAAGGUGAGGAGGGUACUUGCGUUGGGUCUGCAAGUGCAUUGGAGAUGGGAGAUGUUGUAUUUUGUCAGUACAGAGAGGCAGGAGUAUUCAAACAAAGGGGUUACACAUCUGAGAAUUUCAUGAGUCAAUUGUUUGCGAACAAGAAGGAUCAUGGGAAGGGGAGGAACAUGCCAGUUCAUUAUGGCAGUAAAGCUCUCAAUAUUCACACGAUAUCAUCACCGCUAGCAACACAGAUUCCCCAGGCUUCAGGAGCAGCGUAUGCCCUCAAAAUGCAACGACUAACAAACCCUAACAUCCCACCACGGAUAGUAGCCUGCUACUUCGGCGAAGGAGCAGCCAGUGAAGGAGACUUCCACGCCGCGCUCAAUAUAGCUGCUACGAGAUCCUGUCCCGUAGUCUUCAUCUGCAGAAACAAUGGAUAUGCGAUCAGCACACCAACAUUAGAGCAAUACCGAGGAGACGGAAUUGCAAGUCGAGGAACAGGCUACGGUAUCGACACCAUCCGGGUGGAUGGAAACGAUAUCUGGGCAGUAAGAGAAGUAACUAGAAGAGCCAGAGAACUAGCAUUGAAAGAUGGCGGAAGACCAGUACUGAUCGAGGCCAUGUCCUACCGAAUAUCACAUCACAGUACUAGUGAUGAUUCCUUUGCGUACAGAGCAAGAGUUGAAGUUGAAGACUGGAAGAGACGAGAUAACCCUAUCACGAGGUUACGGAAAUACUUAGAAAAGAAAGGUGUCUGGGAUGAAGAGAAAGAGAAUGAGGCUAGGUCACGAAUUAGAAAAGAUGUUUUGAAGGCAUUUGCGCAAGCAGAGAAAGAGAAGAAACCUCCUAUUAGAAGUAUGUUUGAGGAUAUUUAUGAGGAAAUUACGCCCGAGACGAGGGCACAGAUGAAGGAGUUGAAGGAUAUUAUUGAUAGGUAUCCGCAGGAAUAUGAUGUCAAUGAGUUUGAAGGUGGAAAAGAUAGCUUGUCACAAUAGACUACAGCUGUAUUUGAAUUACAACUCGUUUGUACACAGCUAUU